This is a messenger RNA of Meira miltonrushii, 1182 nucleotides long. RefSeq lists its product as uncharacterized. Gene Ontology annotation, biological process: transmembrane transport. NCBI's taxonomy places the organism in Eukaryota, Fungi, Basidiomycota, Exobasidiomycetes, Exobasidiales, Brachybasidiaceae. The annotation marks the transcript as partial. The record is from RefSeq and is a predicted model, not a curated record. The transcript has a single exon. Gene Ontology annotation, molecular function: transmembrane transporter activity.
AGGAGCGUGAUCAGUCAGAUCUUCUUAGUUUAUUGUAUCGCUUUUUGUACCAUUGGCACAUUUAAUGCUUUGCAAAAUCUGGGAGGAGCAGGUCAAGAGAAACCGUACAUUGCAAAUGCUGCGACUGCAAUCAAUUUUGCCUUAUUGGGCUGUAUUUGCUUCUUAGGAGGCCCAUUAGUCAACAGAUUUGACGUUCGUACCUCUCUUGCGAUUGGUACAAUCGGAGAUCCAAUUUUUGCAGCAGGUCUGAUCGUUUCAUCAAAAUACGGAAUCACAACUUUCUUACUUGUCGCUGCAGUCAUUCGCGGUCUCUCUACUGGACUGUUUUGGGCGGCGGAAGGUUUUGUAAUAAAUGCAUAUCCAAAAUCCUAUCAAAGAGCACGUUGUAUAACCGGUUGGGUAGCGGCAAAAGAACUUGGUAGCUUAAUUUCAAGUGCAAUCAAUCUUGGGAUAAGCGUAAAAGAUAAUAAAAAAGGGACAAUCAGUUAUACUGUUUAUUAUAUAACUAUCGGUAUCAUGUGCUUUGCGUUGCCAUGCAGUUUGUUAUUAUCUCCAACGAAUAAAGUUUACCACAAAGACGGGCAAAGGGUUGAUAUCGACAACGAGUUGGCAGAAAAGAGACCACUAAAAUCAGAAUAUACAGAUCUCUGGAAAAAAUUGUGCACAAAAGAAGUACUAUUGAUGCUGCCAUUGGCAUGUUACGCUUACUUUUAUUUCUCUUCGAUGCAUACAUACGUUGGUAAACAUUUCACUGUUCGCUCGAGAGCUUUGCUUGCGUUUUGCACUGCAAUAAGUGCUAUCUUAGGUUCUGCAAUAACAGCUUUAUUCUGUGACUCUCGUUAUGGGACCAGAUCAAAUUUGUCAAAACUUCCCCAAAAAAGACGGUAUUCCACGAUUUUCGUUUUGCUCUUGAGUGCAAUCUCCUGGGCAUAUUUUGGAUGGGCAAUCUUCUCCAUUCGUUCUCACAGAAAGCCGAUUGACUGGUCUCCUUCAGCUUCGACUUUUCUCAAAUACGGAAUGGCACCUUUAUUAUUGGCAUUUUCAAUGCAAGCUCUUCAAUCUCAACUUUACUGGACAGCUUCUUCUUAUUCAACUUCUUUACGUGAUAUUGCGUUACUCACUUCAAUCAUUCGUGGAACAGAAUCUUUGGCUCAAAGUAUUGCUUAUGGAAUCAACGCUUCU